GGAAAAUACCCGCCAACGACCCAAAAAAGGCUGGCAGUGGGUGGACGCGGCGCGUGGGGACACAGAGCGGCGGUGGGGACAGGACAGCGAGCUGAGCCAGACAAAAAGUAAACUUCCUGAAGAGGACAUGUGAUUGGAAGUUGUCAUUCGUUGAAGUGUUGGCAACUCCAGGUCUCUAAAGUUUUAGAAAAACACAACGAACGGUUCUCUACCCUGUUAAGGUGAACCACUGAGUUCUUCAUUAUGUCUGAUGGAGAUUAUGAUUACCUCAUCAAGUUUUUAGCUUUGGGGGACUCUGGAGUAGGGAAGACCAGUGUACUUUACCAGUACACAGAUGGUAAAUUUAAUUCCAAGUUUAUCACGACAGUGGGCAUUGAUUUCAGGGAAAAGAGAGUGGUGUACAGAGCCAACGGGCCAGAUGGGGCCAUUGGCAGAGGCCAGAGAAUCCACCUGCAGUUAUGGGACACAGCAGGGCAAGAGAGGUUUCGUAGCUUGACAACAGCGUUCUUCAGAGAUGCGAUGGGUUUUCUUCUACUUUUUGAUUUGACAAAUGAGCAAAGUUUCCUCAAUGUCAGGAACUGGAUAAGCCAGCUACAAAUGCAUGCAUAUUGUGAAAACCCAGAUAUAGUGUUAUGUGGAAAUAAGAGUGAUCUGGAAGACCAGAGAGUAGUAAAAGAGGAGGAAGCCAGAGGACUUGCAGAGAAAUAUGGGUGA
Galeopterus variegatus (Sunda flying lemur) is the source of this 714-nucleotide messenger RNA. RefSeq names its product RAB27A, member RAS oncogene family (gene RAB27A). The transcript has 6 exons. Gene Ontology annotation, molecular function: GTPase activity; GTP binding. Gene Ontology annotation, biological process: positive regulation of exocytosis; melanosome transport. Bases 244 to 714 code for a protein of 156 amino acids. The record is from RefSeq and is a predicted model, not a curated record. Lineage: Eukaryota; Metazoa; Chordata; Mammalia; Dermoptera; Cynocephalidae. Gene Ontology annotation, cellular component: melanosome; secretory granule.